Messenger RNA from Magallana angulata, 2891 nucleotides. RefSeq lists its product as uncharacterized. NCBI's taxonomy places the organism in Eukaryota, Metazoa, Mollusca, Bivalvia, Ostreida, Ostreidae. The transcript has 3 exons. Bases 2 to 1336 code for a protein of 444 amino acids. Gene Ontology annotation, molecular function: nucleic acid binding. The record is from RefSeq and is a predicted model, not a curated record. Gene Ontology annotation, biological process: DNA integration.
UAUGGAAAAUAAAAUGGAUGAUAUUUUACGGGAGCUUAAAAUGGCUCAAUUUACAGAUGCUUUCAAGAAAGAAAAGAUCACACCGGAUAUUGUGUGUUUCUUAAACCGCAAUGAAAUGUUGCAGCUUGGAUUACAUCCUCAGGAAAUGACGAAACUUAGAAAUUUCUGCAUAAAUUACGGAACAAAGCAACCGACUCGUCAGAUAUCUGGUUGUGGUGCAUCAAAGUUUUCCAUUCCAAAAGAUAUUUUGCGAAAUUUCAUAGAAGAUGGCUUUUCUAUUUCAAAUAUUGCCAGCCUUCUUUCGGUGUCGGAGAAAACAAUAUAUAGACGAAUGCAGGAAUACAAUCUAAAAAAGCAGGUGUAUACAGAUAUUGACGAUAGAGAAAUAACAAAAAUAGUGAAAGAUUUAAUAGAAGAGUUUCCCUCAUGUGGUGAAAUAAUGCUUGGACACAUUCUGCAACAAAAGAAUAUAAAGAUAGAAAGAGCAAAGUUGAGAUUAAUUUUGCAUGAACAUGAUAAAGAUGGAAUAAUGGCUCGGAGAUCCGGACGGUUGCAGAGGAGGACAUACCAGUCACAAGGGCCAAAUCAUAUCUGGCAUAUUGAUUCUAAUCACAAACUUGUUAGAUGGAAUUUUAUAGUAUCAGGUGGUAUAGAUGGAUUUAGCAGAAUGAUAGUCUUUUUGAAAUGUGAGGACAAUAACAAAGCGGACACUGUGUUUAAAUGUUUUAUGGAAGGAGUAAAAGAUUUCGGGGUUCCAUUGCGUGUACGUACAGACAAAGGAAUGGAAAAUAGUAAAAUAGCAGAUUUUAUGAUUGAAAAGAGAGGAUCUUCUAGUAUGUUACUGGGGAAAAGUGUGCAUAACCAGCGCAUAGAAAGAUUGUGGAGAGAUGUUUUAAAUGGUGUUCUUGGCUAUUAUUACAGAUUGUUUUAUUUCAUGGAGGAGGAGGAAAUUCUAGAUCCCUUGAAUGAAAUUCAUCUACUCGCUCUUCAUUACAUAUAUUUACCAAAAAUAAACGAAAAAUUAAAGCUGUGGUCAAACGCAUGGGCCACUCACAAAUUACGUACUGUGAAAGCUAGUCCCGUGUGUCUUUGGACUGCUGGAAACUUUAAUAACCCUGUUGGGGAUGAUGUUUCUGAUAGUGUUGACAAUUUAUUAGAGCAUGGAUUAAAUGAGUUGGAGGAAAACCCUCGGCCUAUUUUUGAAGGACUAUCUUUGUUGAACCCACUUUGCUUGGAAGAAUUAGAAAGGAGAUGUCCAGCAACAUGGACAUCUAUAAAUCAUGGGAUAGACAAAUAUCAAAUUUGUGUAGAAGUUUCGAAGAGUUUCAAUUUUUGACUUGUUUUAUUCAAUUUCCAUGAAUUGUGUAAUUUUUGUUGUAAAAAAACAAGGUCAAAAUAUUUUCAACAUUUAUGUCAUAUGCUCCUGGACUUUUCAAUAUUCAUCAUAGUUACAUACAAGUCCAUGUACAUACACAUAAUAUUCUGACUCCAUCUUCCUCCUUUGUAUACAUGUAUUUAAAACAUAAAUGUUGCUAACAAUAAAGCAAUUAAAUCAAAAUCAAUUAUUUGUUUUAUUUCAAAGGAAUUAUACAAAAUAAUUGUGAACUUGUAAACAAAUUAACAAAGUUGCAAUAGUUGGUUGUAACUUAAGAAAUGCAGAUUACAAUAACUCAGUAACAAUUUUAAAAAAUUACAAUGCAAUUCCUUUGGUCCUCAUCACAAUUAUAUGCAACUUAAUUAUGACCUUGACACCCCCUCUAGUCAUAAGAAACCUUCGUGUAAAGUAAGAAACCUUGGAUUUUUACUUUGUCUAAAUGACCCUGCAACUAAUACAAGACACAUAAUAUGAUAAUGAACUUCUUUUGUCAUGAAGUUUUGAGAAUUUCUAUAUGCUACAAAUAAGAUGGGUGAACAAGACGGGCCAAAUGCCUAUAGUUUACAAUUUACAAAAAUCUCAAAAAGACUGAAAUUAUUUCCCUAUGAAAAAGCAUAAACACAAUAAAGAGGACAAAAAAGAUAAUUUUCUCAUACUUAUACGAAAGUAGUUGGCUUGUUUGUCUGAAAGCAAUGUGAAAAUCAAGAUUUUUACUGCCAGCGUUUGAAUCUAUGGAAUACAUACACCAUAUUACUUUUAUUAAAAGAAUAUUUUUUUCUGCUAAAAACUUUAACCAGCCUCUGAAACGUGAACCUCAUUCAGCAUCCGAAAUCUAUAGCUCAGAUUCAGCAUUCAAGCCUGUCCAGUGCAUAAGUAUCAUAAGACGCACCAUCCAUGCAAGUUUGGUGAUAACUUGGUGAUAACUUUGGUGAUAACCAGUGAUAACCAAGUCAUCAAAGGGCACCUGCCCCAAAAACAUUAACCUGCUCCAAAAACCUUAACCUCCUCUGGCAUCUGAAAUUCAUGGCCCAGAUUCAGCAUUCAAGUCUUUCAAGCUCAUAAGUAAGUCAAGAUGCUCAGUCAAUGCAAGUUUGAUGAAGAUAGGACAAGUUAUAACUAAGAUACAGGACCUGCAACAAAAACUUUAAAUAGGUCCGGACGCCGACACCAGGGGUAUAAUAUAAACUCCCCUAACUUUUGUUUCUUAGCUAAAAACUGACAGAUUAAGCUGCAAAAUACAGGUGUAUAACUUCAUCCAAACUUCUUAAUUGAAGAAAAGAAAACAAUUAAAAUAUUUAACAACAUAGGUAAACAAAGCUCACCUCCACAAAUGUUAUCAAUAGGUAUGGCAAAUUUCACAUUAUAUUUUUACGACUUAAGUAGAACUUACAGUUACUUAGAAAUGGAUCUGCUAAACAAGAGGCCUAAACAAUGUGCCACAUUGCUCACCUGAGCUACAAUAGCCAUAAUGAAAUCAGAUUUAUGGAGUCAAUUUCAAAUACAUAACAUCAGGACA